Penicillium canariense is the source of this 1521-nucleotide messenger RNA. RefSeq names its product putative phthalate transporter. The transcript has 7 exons. The coding region runs from base 1 to 1521 and encodes 506 amino acids. Gene Ontology annotation, cellular component: membrane. Lineage: Eukaryota; Fungi; Ascomycota; Eurotiomycetes; Eurotiales; Aspergillaceae. Gene Ontology annotation, biological process: transmembrane transport. The record is from RefSeq and is a predicted model, not a curated record. Gene Ontology annotation, molecular function: transmembrane transporter activity.
AUGUCGGCGAUGGACGAGAAACCCGGGAGCGUGGAUCGCAUCGAGGAUCUUGCGCAGAAGACGCCUAGUCAGGAGACGCCAAAGGACUAUGAAGAUGAGGAGUUUACGCCCGAGGAGCAGAGGAGGAUUAUCAAGAGGAUUGAUCUCCGCUUGGUGACGAUGACGGGACUGGCUUAUUGUAUCUCGCUCAUGGAUCGGACGAACCUCAGCAUGGCUGCGGUGGCAGGUUUGAAGAAGGAGCUGGCCUUGACUGUCGGCAAUCGCUAUUCCAUCGUUGUCCUGAUGUUCUUCGUCCCGUACGUCCUCUUCCAGCCGCCAAUGACUGUCCUGAUCCGCAAAAUCGGGCCCACCAUCUUCCUGAGCACGAUUAUCAUGACCUGGGCCGUAAUUAUGAUUGGGAUGGGAUUCGCCAAAAAUUGGGGCCAAUUGGUCGGCCUCCGUGUCUUGCUGGGUGUCCUGGAGGCUGGAUAUUUCCCCGGAUGUGUCUAUCUGCUUUCCUGUUGGUAUACUCGAUGUAAGUGGCCCAGUCAGGAGCCUUCUUUCAAGUGCCUAAUGUUGAAUAUGGUUGUAGAUGAUGUCCAGAAACGAUUUUCUGUAUUUUACCUGAUCGGCUGUGUUGCCUCUGCCCUGGCUGGUAUUCUUGCCUUCGGCUUGAUGCAGUUGAAUGGCACACAUGGUCUGACCGGAUGGCGAUGGAUCUUCAUCCUGGAGGGCGUGAUCACUGGGUUUAUCGGGAUACUCUGCUACUUCUUCCUAGUGGACUUCCCCGAUCGCGCGGCCAAAUCCUGGAAAUUCUUGAAUCAGAGGGAGUGCGAUUUCAUCGUGCGACGCAUCAACAACGACCGCAAUGAUGGCCAUCCGGAGGCAUUCAACCUGAAGAAGUUCCUGCGCCCGGGGCUCGACCCCAAGAUCUGGGCUUUCGCAAUGAUCUUCUUCUGCCUGACGACUGUAACUUACGCCAUUGCCUACUUCCUCCCGAUCAUUCUGAUGUCGGGCAUGGGCUUCAGCGUCGGCCAGUCCCAAUGCCUCGUGGCACCGCCCUACGUCCUCGCCGGCAUCGUCAUGUACUCGACCGCCUGGGUCGGCGAUCGAUACCACGUCCGCGCACCCAUCCUGGUCUUCAACGCCUUGCUGUGCAUCAUCGGCCUCCCGAUGAUGGGUUUUGCCAAGGGAGACGCCACCCGCUACGCGGGUGUGUUCUUCACGGUGGCGGGCGCCAACUCUAACAUCCCGGCAUGCAUGGCGUACCAGGCCAACAACGUGCGCGGGCAGUGGACGCGUGCAUUUUCAAGCGCGACGCUUGUAGGCUUUGGCGGGUUGGGCGGGAUUGCAAGUAGCUUGGUGUUCCGCGAGCAAGACGCGCCGGGAUAUCGGCCGGGAAUGUACGCCGCACUCGCGUGUAAUGUUCUGAUUAUUUUGAUUGUGUCCACGCUGAGUGUCUGGUUCCGGUUCUGCAAUCGGCAGGCUGACCGGGGGGAACGGGUGAUUGAGGGGGAGGACAGAUUCCGGUAUACCAUUUGA